Molecule: messenger RNA, 3867 nt
Organism: Corapipo altera (White-ruffed manakin)
Lineage: Eukaryota; Metazoa; Chordata; Aves; Passeriformes; Pipridae
Gene: RBFOX2
Product: RNA binding fox-1 homolog 2
Exons: 11
Coding region: 394-1527 (377 amino acids)
Biological process (GO): nervous system development; regulation of alternative mRNA splicing, via spliceosome
Cellular component (GO): nucleus; cytoplasm
Molecular function (GO): mRNA binding
Source: RefSeq, a predicted model, not a curated record
UUCCUCCCAGCCUUGGCGGCAGUGGCUGCGAAGAUCCUGUGUCCCCCUCUUCCUGGCAGUUGCUCUGUUUGCUGCCUGGGAAUCGCAGGACACUCCUCAGUCAAGGCUUGCAGGGCCGUUUUCAGUAGGGGAUUUCUAAUUUUAGGAGCCUGUGCCGCCUAUGGUUGAGCGCUGCCUCGCUGGAUCCCAGAAGAGAGGGGCUGAGCUGUGUUGAGCCAGGCAGCUCCUUUUUAUUUUCAGCUGAGCUAGUGUCAACCUGAGUGGCCCCAGAGGCCCGAGCCAAGCACUGCGCAGGGCUGCCAGAGUCCUUCCCACAAGGCUGAAAGACGGAGACUUGGAUUUGAAGCUUUCAGUCCUGUGUCCAUUUGGCCUUUAGCUGGAGGAUCUUUGGCUAUGUAUGGUGUGUAUUGUAUGGAUUACCAAUACCCAGUUGUCCAGGGUAACCAGGAGCCAGCAGCAACUCCUGAUGCAAUGGUGCAGCCAUUCACCACAAUCCCAUUUCCGCCACCCCCACAGAAUGGGAUUCCCACAGAGUACGGGGUGCCACACACUCAGGACUAUGCAGGCCAGACCAGCGAGCACAAUCUGACACUCUACGGAAGCACGCAGCCGCACGGAGAGCAGAGCACGAACACGGCCAGCACGCAGAACGGAUCUCUUGCACAGACAGAAGGAGGGGCACAGACAGAUGGACAGCAAUCACAGACGCAGAGCAGCGAGAAUACUGAGAGCAAAUCCACUCCAAAACGACUUCAUGUGUCUAACAUUCCCUUCCGCUUCCGAGAUCCUGACCUUCGGCAGAUGUUUGGGCAAUUCGGCAAAAUCCUUGAUGUAGAGAUAAUCUUUAAUGAGCGUGGCUCGAAGGGAUUCGGGUUCGUAACUUUCGAGAAUAGUGCUGAUGCAGACAGGGCCAGGGAGAAAUUACACGGCACCGUGGUAGAGGGCCGUAAAAUCGAGGUUAACAACGCCACUGCACGAGUGAUGACCAAUAAGAAGAUGGUCACACCUUACGCAAAUGGUUGGAAGUUGAGUCCUGUGGUUGGAGCGGUGUACGGCCCUGAGUUAUAUGCAGCGUCCAGCUUUCAAGCAGAUGUCUCGCUCGGCAAUGACGCCGCAGUGCCCCUCUCAGGAAGGGGGGGUAUUAACACUUACAUUCCUUUAAUCAUUCCAGGCUUCCCCUAUCCAACUGCAGCCACCACAGCAGCCGCAUUUCGGGGCGCCCAUCUGAGGGGCCGAGGAAGGACAGUGUAUGGGGCAGUCCGGGCGGUACCUCCCACGGCCAUCCCUGCCUACCCAGGUGUGGUUUACCAGGACGGAUUUUACGGUGCUGACCUCUAUUUGACUGAAGAAAUGUUAACAUCCCGCUCUAAAUCUCUCAGUGGAGUCUCUGUUCCCUUCUCUGAUAUAACAGAUGGGUUAUUGCUUGUUAUAAUUAUUAACAUUGUGGUGUGGGACAGGGCUAGGGUGGGAGCCAUUUUGGGGGGCGAGGGUGGGAGGCUGCGGGAGUUGUUAAGGUUGGAAUGUUAACUCCAGUGGUGACUGACUGUUUCCGUAAUAGCAGGUUGUUGUGGCUGCACGCUCUAGUACUUGAGGCUGUGUACUUCACUGAGCUUGUGGUAGAGCCUAGGGCGAACUGCUGUCCCAAGAGAAUGCUGGGAUGGAUAGAACUAGCCAAUAUGAGUCUGAACGUGGUGACUUUGCUGGUUGUUCUAGCUCCAGAUGUCAGCAUGCUUAGUUUUUAAUUUUGAUUAAUAAAUGUUACACCAUUCCCCCCCCGAUUCCAACCCUUCUUUUCUUCUUCUUCUUUUUGUUUUGUUUUGUUUUGUUUUGAUUUGUUUUUGUUUCGUUUUCCUUUAUGAGAGACAUGAGUUAAAAGAUAAUUACAUGAUAAGCCUUUUUGGUUUCAAACUGCAUCUUGCUGUCAUGUUCAGAGUAUGUGCCAGGCACAUUUGAAGUGGCUUCUGAUCAGAAAUGUGACUGGCAAGUGUGGGGCAGGGUGGGAAUCAGGGUGCAUGCUGAAGUCAGCUGCCCUGCAGAGGGUGGUGCCAGGAGAAAGUGCCUCUUAGCUGUGCCCAAGUAACAGAUCAAGGGUUCAGGAAGCUGAUAAACCUAAGGGAAUAACUCAAUAACAAUGAUAUAAAGUCUUGUUUUAAUUUGGUGAGAUUGCUGAAGGUUUGGUUUGGAUUAAGGCUGCGCCUCAUUGCGGUUGCCUCCAUCAUGUUUUGGUGGUGGAAAUAAUGGUGCAGUGAUACCAUGGCAAAACCAAGCUAAGGAUCCCCAAACCAUCAAUCCACAAUGCAGAGUUUGAAACAGCCAGGUGAGAUUAAAAGGGCAAAACUGCAACGUGACACCUCUUCCAGGUCACGUGGUGAUGUUUCACAGGUGUAGAUAUGGGUUGCUUUUUCUUCUGUUAACUAGAAAAUUGAAGAGGCUGCAGGUCCCUCUCCUCUGGAGUAGGAAAGGGUCUGCAAACGUUUUCGAUAGCAUGUUAGCCUUCAUGGGACUAACACAGGCCCCACAAAAGCAACCAAAAUAAGUUUAAAAUCAUAACUUCUAAUUUAAAAACUACCUAGCCCCAAACUGAGCACUGCUGAGCAAACACAGUUCUGUGGUAGAGCUGAUCUUGUACUCUUAGUUACAUAUGUGCAAAGGAUAAAUAAGUGGUAGAGGUAUGUUGAGCUGAUUCUGGAGGUGAAGACCAUAACUCUGCCUUCUGCUCCUUCAAACCCUGAAAUGUCAUUUGGAAUUAAAAAAGAAAAGAAAAGGCCAGAAACAAUCUGGAAUUUUCUGAUUUUUUUUUUUUAAUAGCUCAUUGUGUUUCAAGCAAGUCAAAGCCAUGGUUCAUUUACCAUUCCCCCUUCCCCUGUAAAUUAACAAAAAUGUGUUCAGAAGUGUCCAGUAAGGAAAGACCUAACCACGGCUUCAGAGUCCCCUUUGCUUCCUGCUGUGCCACCUUUGCCCCUGGUCUGAAAGGUGGCUGGCCUUGACCCUUCAGUACUGCAGGGUGUGCAGAGCCUGGGCCAAGCCUUGCUCUGCCCCAGGAGCUCCUUGUGGGAGUUCCAGAAGACUCACAGGUCUUUCUCUGAGUCAGGAUUCAUGUUUUGCCAACACAGCUGUAAGCACAUUUUUAGUAACUACCUCUGCUCAAUGUAAACCCCUUUGCUACAGUGUGUCGCACGGGCAGAAAAGCAGCAGCAGUACAGACUACUCUGGAAUAAUUUCCCUUGACCUGUGUCCUUUUCAUAUGGAGGGGAAGGUAGAACAGUCUGAUUGGCUUCCUUGUCAGUUUGCUUGUUGACAGCCCUGAACCCACUAGAGACUGUCUUCUCUGACCGUCUUUUCCUGACUACUCUUUGGCUUCUCUGGCUAUUGGUACUUUUGCACAUGUGGACUAAAUUAAAUUCUAGGCUUAAAAAAAGAGAGGUAAAAAAUAAUAAUAAAUAAAUGCAGGAAUUUCUCAUAAUGGUCCCCUUUCUAAAAUACACACUUCACAGAAAGUGUCCACCUCUAAUUUCUCCAGCUUAAGAGGAAGGGACCAUUAAAAUUACGUUACAUGGAAGAUUUCAGGUCUAUUCUGGUUUUCAGUUCCUCCAUGCCAAAUUGCAUUUUCUGCAGGGUUAUAACCAUGCUUAGUCUUCUUCAGUAUAUUUUUUCUGCUAAACAGAGUAGUGGAAGAGCCUCCCUGGUCCCUCUAAGGAAAGGAAUAUACAUGAGUUAAUGGGUGAUGCUUGUGAUAGACAAGACAUGGGAGCUGAUGCAGUUUGAAAUACUUCCUCUCCUUGUGAUGUGUGUGACUUUUAUUUAAUUUUCUUUUUUUUAUGCUCUGCGUGGGUGGACAGGUAUCUGUAAAGUCAGUUCUCUUCUCUC